AUGCAAAAGAUUGAAGAGCCCGGGUGUUCUUCAUCUGCAAAUGGUUCUCAUCGUGCUCAUCCGCAUCCAGAAGCUAAGAUAGAGCAGUAAGCUUCCCUUCGGUCACCUGAAAACACGUGUACAUUAGCCAUUUAGCAAUCCGUUCAACGAACGCCCAAUCUGGAACCGAGUCUGUCACGAGCACAUCGCGUCGGCUAGAAAAAUCAGAAGUCUUCUACUCGUCAUUGCCUCAAAUCUCGUUGCUUUCAUCGAAAAUAUAGUGGGAGUAGGACCAAACUCUGGGAAUCCAGCAGUGAGUAGUCAUGAGCUCUGGUUAGUGAGUCGUGUGCUCUUUUCAGGAGCUGCUCUCCAAGAUCAUACUCUGCUUUGUGCAACGUACCGUUGAGCAAGAAAGCUAUGUGAGCUCGCCAAACACGGUUUUCCGCAGAGGCAAAGCGUUAUUUCAGGGCCAUGAAAACUUUCUAGAGAUGCUGUUCGACAAGUUUCCCGGGUUCGAUCCGGUGAGUUUUAAAUCGUGUGUUGAUUAGCGUUAAGUGCUUCGUUUCCAGAAAGGCAUGAAAUACCAAGAGGUCUACAUUUCCAUUGCGCCAAUGAUCGACGAUGUGAACUGGUUCCGAAUGAAGUUCGACAGACGAGACUCGAAAGAAGCGUAUGGCAGUUUGGCAAAGAUCAUCCACGUUUACCUGGUAUCAAGUCUCACUCUUACACUAAUGUACACUACUAACUAAUUAAGCUGAGCACCAACUUUGGUGUGACGCGCUCGGAAGCCGAUCAACUGCUCCUGGCCAUUUAUAUGACAAGUGUGUGGUGUGCGAUUCUUAGGAAAAACCCGACCGCUCUACAACGUGGUCCCAUUGUCGACAACGAGGAUUUGGAAUCCUAUAUCGAGUCGUGGAUCUUUGAUCCGUUUUUCAAAAACUUCUACGGAAUGUUCGUCGCCUCGUGUGUUCACAUCAUCGAACUGGGCGAACAACACGAGAAGAAGCUUCAGCCGGAGUCUUCGGACGCCUUACCUCAGGUCGAACAUGUCGCAAUUGCUCCGCCCCCAGGGCUCGGCGAGCAUCAUUCACUCUCGCAAAGAGGAAACGCUGUUCCGGUUGGAAUGUCAGUCCAUCCGACAUGGAAUUCAAGCCCUUAUGGUCCAGGAACAUUCGAUCAAGAGCUUUGGUACGGAAGCGGAGCGUUGAAUCCACAGAUGAUUCCACAACAAACAUAUCCACACCAUGCUGUUGUCCAGCCGUGUCCCCCGUUCCCUUAUAACUUUAUGGAGCCUGGUCCCUCAUCUCUAGAGUCCAUUACCGCCACGUCAACAGCAACUCCGAAAGCGCCGAGAAAGCGGAAAAAUGCAGAUCAAACAAAGUUCCAAGCCCUUCCGAGCAUUGAUGAACUGGUAACCGUGUCCCGUCUCUUCUGAAAACGUCUCACUACUCUCGCUCUCAGUUUCAGACCAAUUUCCAAACGUCACCGUCGAGCAACCGCAAAAAGGGCCCGAAACCAGGUACCCCGUAUAGGGAGCGAAUAACGGUUCAUUCGACUCUGCUACGUGGCAUCAGAGGGACAAUGAGGUGUUCGUUUGCAGGCCGAGUCGAGCCGGAUUCUUCAAAUCGAGGCGGCGAUGCUGCCACCGACGCCCGGUAG
Molecule: messenger RNA, 1638 nt
Organism: Caenorhabditis sp. 36 PRJEB53466
Lineage: Eukaryota; Metazoa; Nematoda; Chromadorea; Rhabditida; Rhabditidae
Source: the annotation of a GenBank genome assembly